CGAAAAGGAACGAUCUCGAGGUUCGGGAGGAAAACGUUCCUCUUUUUAUUGUAAGUCUACAACUGGCCAAGAGCAGCGCGGUGCAAUACACAAGAACUUUGCUGACGUUACUGGCUUCAGGCCGGCCACCGGCUCAGAUGUUUUUGGCCGGUCUUCAAAGGAAGGCGGCCGCAAACCCCAUCAAACAGGCCCGCCCCAUGGAGAGGUGGGAAUUAGACCUCGUCGGCGAUUUCUCGACCUUGGAAAACGAUCGGGUAGCCCUAAGACCCGCCUGGGCCACAGCCGGCCGAUGGGGUGAAAUCGCCCUACUCCAAAAGGAAAAUUCCAUUCCCCACCUUCAAACCAAGGAAGCCCUCAUUGUAGAUUGGGGGGCCCUCCCAAAGACUUUCAAGAUCGACCCCCAAAGAGCGGCACGAUACGUGGUUAUUGGGGGAGAAGGUGCAAAGAGGGGGGAGGCAUCACCAAAGGAAUGGCGGAGGGGGAAAGGCUCACAACGUUAA
Trypanosoma grayi is the source of this 500-nucleotide messenger RNA. RefSeq names its product trans-sialidase. The transcript has a single exon. The record is from RefSeq and is a predicted model, not a curated record. The annotation marks the transcript as partial. Lineage: Eukaryota; Euglenozoa; Kinetoplastea; Trypanosomatida; Trypanosomatidae.